GCCGCAGCCUCUGCCUCGGCCAGAGCAGAGCCCCAGAGCCGUGCCCCGAGUCGACGACGCCGGUGACUACGGUGAGUCGCGGGUCCCGAAUCCCGACGGAGACGGAGACGCGGAGUCCGACGCAGUCCGCCCGAGAAUGGCGCGCGAGGCAGCCGACCGCGAGGCCCAGCAGGGCCUCCCGGGGCCCCAGACCAACAUGCACCCCUACCCCCAACCCCCCGCCCCCGGGCUCCCCACCUGUCCCGCCCUCGGGCCCCCCAAAAAGCCCAUCCGCCUCAAGAACGUCAGCAACCACUUCGAGACCUUCGACACCCUCCAUCACAAUGCUAAAACGCCUCCAUUAUGCGGUUCCGGCACUUGUCUCGGAAGUAUACUUCACACCCCCAUGAUGAAAGUUCAAGCGGGACUUCGGUCUAAAGAGGAAGUGCUUAGGCAUGCCGAAGAUUUUCUAGAGCAGUAUUAUCAGUCCAAGAGAAGGAGCAAUAGUGCUGUGCAUAUGGCACGUUGGCAACAGGUGCAGCAAGAAGUGGCAAAAUCGGGCACGUACCAACUUACUGAAACGGAACUUGUUUUUGGCGCUAAACUGGCCUGGAGGAAUUCCGCAAGGUGCAUCGGUCGAAUACAAUGGGCGAAAUUACAAGUAUUCGACUGUCGCUCCGUUCAGACCACAAGCAACAUGUUCGAAGCCCUGUGCAAUCAUAUCAAAUACGCAACAAACAAAGGAAAUAUCAGGUCAGCGAUCACAGUUUUCGCCCAGAGGACGGAUGGCAAGCACGAUUUCCGAAUAUGGAACCCACAGCUAAUCUCAUACGCCGGCUACAAAAACCCGGACGGCACAGUUAUCGGGGAUCCAGCUAACGUAGAGUUUACCGAGGUGUGCACUAAACUCGGAUGGAAGGGGAAGCGGUGCAACUGGGACAUUCUUCCUCUGGUGCUCUCGGCCAAUGGACACGAUCCCGAUUAUUUCGAUCUGCCGCCCGAACUCGUCCUCAACGUUCCUUUAACUCACCCCAAGUACGAAUGGUUCAAAGAUUUGGGACUCCAAUGGUACGGGCUACCGGCAGUUUCCAACAUGGCCUUCGACUGCGGGGGAGUCCUUUUCACGGCCGCCCCAUUCAACGGCUGGUACAUGAACACGGAAAUCGGGUGCAGAGACCUUUGUGAUGUCAACAGGUUCAACAUGACCGAAAAAAUUGCUCAAAAAAUGGAUUUGGACACUCGGUCAAAUGUAACGUUAUGGAAGGACAAGGCUCUUGUCGAGUGUAACAUUGCAGUGCUCCACAGUUUCCAGCUGCACGGAGUGACGAUUGUGGACCACCACACGGCGGCCGAGACGUUCAUGAAGCACUACGAGAACGAGCUGCGACUGCGCAACGGGUGCCCCAGCGACUGGGUCUGGAUCGUCCCGCCCAUGUCCGGCUCUCUCCUCCCCGUCUUCCAUCAAGAAAUGGCCUUCUACCAACUCCGACCCUGCUACGAAUAUCAGGAGCCAGCCUGGAAAACGCACGAAUGGAAGAAGGGAAAGGAGGUCGGAAAAGGGCUCAUUAAAAAGCCACGAAGGAAAUUCCACUUCAAGCAAAUAGCAAGAGCUGUGAAAUUUACUUCAAAGUUGUUCGGGCGUGCGCUGCAGCGAAGAAUAAAAGCAACUGUUCUUUACGCCACCGAAACUGGAAAAUCCGAGUUGUACGCCAAAAAAUUGGGAGAAAUCCUUGGGCAUGCAUUUCAUUCGCAGGUUUGCUGUAUGUCAGAUUACGACAUGAGUAAUUUAGAGCACGAGGCACUCUUAUUGGUCGUCGCCUCCACGUUUGGCAACGGGGAUCCGCCAGAAAACGGCCAGGAAUUUGCACAUAAUCUUUACGGCAUCAAAUUAGAAAAUGGUAAUUUAGCUAAUGGACACUCCUCACCUUUAAGCUCAGCAUCUUUUAUCAAAGUAAACAGUCAAUCAGAUCAGCUGCUGGAAAAGAACGAAUCUUUCCGAGCCUCUGUCACAGAUGCUGAUACAUUCGGUCCGCUCAGUAAUGUUAGGUUCGCAGUCUUUGCUUUGGGCUCAAGUGCGUAUCCCAACUUCUGCGCAUUCGGGGCCUACGUAGACAACCUCCUGGGUGAACUGGGAGGAGAGCGACUACUUAAACUGACGUACGGCGAUGAGAUGUGCGGGCUGGAACAGGCGUUCAGAAAUUGGGCACCUGAAGUGUUUAGCUUAGCUUGUGAAACAUUUUGUUUGGAGGAGGAUGAAGCGCUGGCGGAAGUCAAGCAGGCUCUUUGUGGCGAAUCACUUUCUCCAGACACUGUUAGAUUCGUCAAUGCUAAAGAAGAUUCUUUAGAUUCAGCUCUAUCUAGUUAUCACAAUCGAACUGUGGUUAAAUGUCCGCUGGUUAAACGGAUCAACCUCCACGGUUCUGAAUCGGAAAAGAAAACAUUCCUCUUAGAAAUUCAAACGAACGGAAGUGUGAAGUAUGAACCAGGCGACCACAUAGGCGUGCUACCGAGCAAUAGGCCAGAAAUAGUGAACGGCAUUAUCAAGCGUUUGAAGGAGGAGACAAGCAAUGAUAAUUCUCUCGAUGCCGACCAACCGAUCGAGGUGCAAAUAUUGAAAGAAAAACAUACAUCAUCAGGAUUCGAUACUACGUGGGAAGCCCAUCCAAAGUUGCCACGAUGUUCUCUGAGAGAGCUACUUCAUAGAUUCCUUGACAUUACAACACCACCAUCGCCCAACCUCCUCCAUGUCUUAGCUAAUUAUUGUUCCGACGAAAACGAUAGAAACACUCUGGAACUGUUGGCCACGGACAGCGGAGCUUAUGAAGAUUGGAGGCAUUGGAGGUUCCCACAUUUACUUGAAGUCUUAGAGGAAUUUCCAUCCGCAAAACCUCCGCCUGCUCUAUUAGUUUGUCAUUUAACACCUUUGCAGCCUCGUUUUUAUUCAAUAUCCUCGUCACCUGUUGUCUUCCCCAAUCAAGUUCAUCUCACAGUGGCAAUAGUUACUUAUAGAACGCAAGGUGGAAAAGGACCAGAACAUUACGGUGUUUGUUCCAAUUACUUGAAAGAUAUUCAACUAAAUGACGAUGUUUACAUAUUCGUCCGUAGCGCACCGAAUUUUCAUCUUCCUUCAGAUCUUAGUUUACCGCUAGUAGUAGUUGGACCAGGGACAGGUAUAGCACCAUUCAGAAGUUUCUGGCAAGAGAGAGCCUGGCAGUCAAAGUUAAAAGUUGGAAAGAAAAUUGGCACCAUUUGGUUAUUCUUUGGCUGCCGCACUAAAAAUUUGGAGCUGUAUACCAAGGAAAAGGAAAAUAUGUUGAAAGAGAAUGUCCUUGGAAAAGUAUUUCUGUCACUAUCUAGAGAGCCGUCUCUACCAAAGAAAUAUGUUCAAGACUCAAUGUGGGAGGAGCGUGAAGCAAUCUACAGGCUAAUUGUUGUGGAACGUGGACACUUUUACGUCUGUGGAGACUGCACGAUGGCGGAGGAUGUGUAUCAGACUCUCCGAAAAAUAAUUCAAGACAGAAGUGGCCUUGGCGAAAGUGAAGCGGACAAUUUUGUUCUCAGUUUAAGAGAUGAAAACAGGUACCACGAAGAUAUUUUCGGAAUAACACUGCGGACGGCAGAAGUGCAUAAUCGAUCACGAGAUGCAGCUAGAAUAAGGAUGGCCUCUCGAUCUCAAUUAUAACAUUCCGAUCAAACUUAAUCUUACUUCAACUUUUCAGAUUUUAACUUGUUUCAUUUUACAUAUCCAAGACUUUUUAUGAUACUUUAUUUUCUUAUCAUUAUCAUGCACCAAAAUCUAGGUUUGAUGUUUCAUAACUUCUAUGGGUACUGCAUGUACCUACCUACAAUUCUCAAUACAAGAUGCAUCAUCAACAAUGUAAAUAAAUAUAAUUUAAAUUUAAUUAAACUUUAAAUUGUUUCACUAACAAUUUUUGAAAUGCCUGAUUAUGUUUUGUUUUAUGUUUCUGUGCUUUGAAAAUGCUAUUCUUGCCCCUGUUAAUGCAAGGCUGUUUGAAUGUUAAACCAAUUCCCGAGGAAGUCGAAUCCUCUCUACGCCGACAUUGCAACUUGCAAGUCUGCUCAUAAGACAUUUUUUUUAAGCAUCACACAUCAUAUCAACACUUCUUUCUUAAUUAUUAAAGGGCAAUUUGAGCACCAAUCUAUUCGAUUCUAUAUAGGAAAAAGGAAAUGUUAGGCUCAGAGUCAUGCUGAAAUACGCUGUCUCUAUGCAACCGUGGCCAUGAACUACGAAGAGCUUCAAUGGAGAGUGGAGUUUAAGAAUUUGCAAAAAUGCCUGAAUUAAUUUUUGGAUUGCCCAUAUUCUUACUUAAAUAUCUUGAAACUUCAAAAAUUACCAAGUGUAAAGAAAUUUAUAGCCGAUAUUAUUGAAAAAGAUCUUUGUGCUUAUUCAUUUGCAGCACAUUGUAAGAAUUAUCAAGUUUUAAAAAUGGGUGGAAGAAAAACUGAGAAAGAAUAAAAGCAAAUUAAUUCAAAUUAGGAAAGAUUGUCCAGAGAUGCAAAUGAAUACCUUCCAAGGUUGUCACUUCUAAUUCCUUUUCCAAAUGUGUGUGUUAAGUGAAAGUUUCUUUUUAUCUAACGUAAAAUUUUGUUACCAUUAUUUCUCAUGAUAUAAAUCUGAGGCUCAUUUCUGAGCUAACUUGAAAAGCUACUAACCUUAAUUAUUGAUUACUACUGACUCAAAAUUUUGAUUAUCUAAUUAGUGAUAUACUGCGUUAUUGUUCCUAUAGUUUAAUUUUUGAGUCAGGAAAGGGAAUCUGGUCGGCACUUAUCAUACCGAUUUUUGAUUUCUGCAUUCUUUGAUUGUAGAUGCAAUAUAUCUUGAUACAUAAUUGGGUUAGAAUAAACCAAAAUUAUGAGUUGCAAAAACAAUGGGAACAGAUAUGUAUCUUGUAGGUUUUAAUUAAACCUGAUAAGAGCAUUUUUUGUUCUCCCAAUAAUUAAAGCUACCUUUUAUACUGUAAUUAACUUUUCUCCCAAGAGCAGGCUCUGAAGAGUUGCUUAUUGUAAAAUUAAACUCCUCAUUCAAAGAUGACGGAAAUGACGAGCCUUCAUUUAAGCUCAAAGAAUUGACAAAUAAUUUAACUAAUCAAGUCAUGGCAAAUAUUUAUACAUGAAUUUGGACUGAAAAAUGUCAACAUAAAUAGAGAAUAAAGUAAAAUAUAGACCCAAUUUCAAUUGCUGAAAUGAAGUUUUUGUCUUCAUAACUUUUCCCGUCAAUGUAAAACUAUAUUAGGCAAACUGUUUCAACAUUGAGGUGAUUCAUUUUACAAAUUACAACUUUUACAUACUUAAGUUUUAAAAAUGUAUCAUAUAUUUUGAGAUAUUUUUCAGAUUAUGACUAUUGUUAACUGUUGUUCUUAUGUAAAAUAAAGUAUUGUUAAGAGUU
This is a messenger RNA of Bemisia tabaci, 5386 nucleotides long. The record is from RefSeq and is a predicted model, not a curated record. Lineage: Eukaryota; Metazoa; Arthropoda; Insecta; Hemiptera; Aleyrodidae.